UGAUUAUAAUUUUGUUUCUUGAAUCUUGUAAUAUACAUACAAAGGCCUUUUAUCAAUUUAGGAGUAAGAUGGGGUGAGGUGGUGAAAUAUUGGUGGGCUGGAAAUUGGGAGACCUAGAUGAUCACAGCCUUCUUGGGUCUGGGUUUCUCAAAAGGGGGUUCAGAAGGGGGAGGUAGACUAAAUGGUGAGGAUGACAGUAGCUACCAUUCAUUGAACAUCUGCAUCCUUUGAAAUGUGUCAUCUUAUUUGAUGCAUACAUUUAGUACCUAUCCAUCCAGUAGAUAGUAUUGCCCCUUUUAUAAAGUGGAAACUGAGAAUCAGAGUCGUCACUCAAAGACACACAGCUUAUAAGUAGCAAAGUGAGAAUUUGAAGCUAUACUAGAUUCCCUCGAGCCAUAAAGUCCUCUGAUUCUAUCCCAAACUUGUUUGAAUUAAUUUAAAUUAUUUUUAAGGUUUUCUGCCCCAGGUCUUAAGUAUUCAAGUUAAUUUCUUAAAUAUUAAGACUUCAAGUUAGUUUCUUAAGUAUUAAGAUAAUGUGGUGGCAUGUGAAACCAGAAGUGUAAGUGUAUUAUACUUUUAUUAAAAUAUUUUGCCCAUUUAAUAAUUCUCUGAGUCUUUUAAAUGAAACGCUUUCAUUAUUGAUAAGAUUCCUGCUCGUUACCAUUUUAUGAUUCUGGUCAUUUUGUUUUAUCUUCUAAUGAGGUGCUUAUUUCUAAAAUGUAUAUUUGAAGAUGAAGUGUUUUCCUUAAAGUAAUGCUUAUAUUCUUUAUUCCUUGGUCUAAUUUACAUGUACAAUAUAUGAAUAGGUAGUCAUGUGUCUGAAAUAACCCCCAAGCAAUAAUUUUACUAAAGUAGGGAAAAUCAUUCAGAAAUGACUAGUCCUGACUCUUGGAGUAGGACCAUCUGUACAGCCUCUCAGGUUGUGUUACUAAUUUCAAGGUAUAAUAAAUCAUCAUUGAUCAAGAUGUCUUCAGCACCUGAGCCUCCAACAUUCAAAAGAGAAGCACCCAAAGGGAAAGACUUUGAAAGCCCAGGGCUUAGAGGGGUGCGCACAACAACCUUAUUUCGUGCUGUGAAUCCAGAGCUCUUCAUUAAACCUAACAAACCUGUAAUGGCUUUUGGAUUGGUAACUCUUUCACUUUGCGUGGCAUAUAUUGGUUAUCUACAUGCAACACAAGGGAAUAAAAAGGACCUCUAUGAAGCUAUUGAUAGUGAGGGGCACAGUUACAUGAGGCGGAAAACAUCUAAAUGGGAUUAGUAAUGCUGGUUACUGCAGAUGGACCUUUUUUAAGGACUCUGAAAUCUUCAACUGAAAGACUGUGAGUGUGCAGUGUCAUGUUCCUUGUUCUAGAAUAUGCUAAUGAAGAGAGAAGAUAGCAAUUGCAACCAUACAACUGUCAUAAAUUUUGUCCUUUCACAGCUGCAGCCAUUAUCUCAUUCUUUUUUCACAGAGUGAGCUUCAUAAUAUUUUUCUUUCCUUAAAUCCUCUUAUAAAAGUGCCAUGAGAAUAGAAGUUGUUUUUGUUAAUUAUUAAAUUCUGUAUAAUGAAAGUACCAUGCUGUUAAAUUUGCAUGAUGUUUUAAAUAUUUUAAGUUAAUUACACUGGUGCAGCUGUCAUGAGAGUUUAGUUGUAUUUUGCUAUUUGCAAAAUAACCAUGUUCUUCCUGGCAUAGAACUUACAUUUUUAAAGAAAGAGAAAUAGAAAUUUUAAAGCCUGAAGUCAGUAUUAAAAAUAUGAGAUAUGAAAAACUGAGUUGGCUCUGACAAGUAGGUUUUAUAGUGUCACAAAUGGUUCAUAUAUUUCAGUUUCCAUUUUAGCUAUUUUUGGUCCAGAAUUUUAUUUUAAUUAAAAAGAUCCUUCCACUCAGCUACUAAAAUAAAGUUUAAAUAAAAUAAUAUCCCAGAGUAAUUGGAGUUUUUCUUUAAAAAAAAAAAAAAUAUGUUAUAAUGAGGUAUGAUGUUUUUGACCGCGACUAAAUAUUACCUGUUAUAAACAUAAAACCAAGUGUACUUACAGUUAAUUUAAAAACUAGAACUACUCAAUAGAUAAGGUCUCCUUAUUGCACCAGGUUUACCCUACAAAUUUUUUUUUUCUUUUGAGGUUUAUAUGCCAGCAGACCUUUUUGUUUUUUUCUUUUCAGAAUGUUUCUUAUUCUCUGAAGCAUUCUUUUAUGGAAGUGGGGACAGAAAUGAGGCUACAAAUGAGUCUAAACAAAGCCCAGCCCCAUAAUCAGCACCCACUGGAGGCAGGCAGUAGAAAGGCCUUGGCUGUCCUGACACCUGGCCCAGGGACCUAGGACAGAGGUCAAGGCUGGGCCCCUAUGUCUGGCCAGAUUCUGCCUUAUACAAUUCAAAUCUUUCUCACAAGGGUUCUGGACCUGUUUCAUUUCUAGAUGUAUAUCUAAUUCUCCAAAUCGUUGUAAUUGGGCCUCAGUAGUAAAUCUCACCUCUGAAGUUUUGCUUCAGUUGUUAUUAAUAUUACCAAGUAAUAAUAACAGCACAGCUAGAGUUUAUCAAUGCUUUUUUUAAUUUGUCAUACUUUAUUGUGGUUUUGCAAGGUACAUGAAAAUGUAGUUAUGUGUGAUUUGUAAAUAUUAAAGAACUUAACUAAUUGAAUUUGCAUGGAACUAAAUCAAAUCUUUACUACUGAGCCCCAAAUAUUUACAUAUUUAUUUGCUAUGCCUCUCUGUAUAAUGUACUUCAUAUAGUUUAAAAUGCACUUCAGUGAAACAAAAUGCCUUUUCAUUUAAAGAUUGUCUUUUGUUUUUGGUUUCCCUAUGUAUUUUGGUUGUCACAGAACUAGGGUUCUUCUGUUUUUAACUUAUGCAUUUAAUGUUACAUUGCUACCUUUUAGAAUUUUUAACUAUUCAACACAAUAAGUUGAUGUUUGGUGGCAGAGGAGGUAUUAGUUGCGUGAACUGUCAAAAGAUUGCAGGGCAGAAGGGAAGCAGAAACUGUACAAGGUACAGACUUAAGUCAUGUAACGUGUAUGUGAAUGAACCAAAGUAACUAGAGUCAGUCAAGGACAGAGCUGUGAAAAGUAGUGUGAGGAGAGAAUCAUAUUGAAUUUUAGGAACAAUUACCUAACUAUGAUACUUUUUACAGAGUGGCUACAAGUUGUAGGACAGUCUUUGUGUAUGCCAAGUGUCAAAGGCUGCCUGGCUAUGUGUUGAUAUUUUCAUCCUUUCUCUGUUGAAUUAGGGUAUAGCCAUCAAAAAUAAAACACCUUUAAA
Molecule: messenger RNA, 3233 nt
Organism: Sapajus apella (tufted capuchin)
Lineage: Eukaryota; Metazoa; Chordata; Mammalia; Primates; Cebidae
Gene: SMIM8
Product: small integral membrane protein 8
Exons: 3
Coding region: 872-1258 (128 amino acids)
Source: RefSeq, a predicted model, not a curated record